AUGGAGUCACCACCAGAAAAUGUCUCCAAGCCAGUGGUACCUCCCGACACGGCCGAGAGCCGCACGCUACAAUUUGAUUUCACCUGGAGAAAGUUCAAAGGCCUGAUCAGCGAGGUCAACGACCCAGAGGCCAAACCGCUCUACAUUGUCAGCUGGCAUGCGUUCAAAAGACCACAAAUGAGGUUCAAAUCUCCCACUACUGCUGCUGCACCUGCUGCUGCUGUUACUACUACCGAUGACGACGACGACGAAGAUGCAGCAUACAUGGGCUCGGGCACUUUUCACAACUUCUCGAUCAAUGCAGACUACGAGGUGCGCGGACGGAGUGGCACGCUCACGGCACAGAAACGGUUCAAAACCGUGUACACGUACCCGUCGUACGCAUUUUCCGACACGGACCAGGCCGUGACGAUGACCUGGACGAGCAGCAGCGGGUUCAAGACGUGGGACUUUGUCUGCAUGGACGAGCAGCAGAUGCCCGUGGCGCGGUUCUCGGCGAACGUCUGGGGAUUGAAGAAACUGGGUCUGAUCGAUUUCAUGGGCCCGCAUGCGAUGAGUGACGCGGUGCGGGAUGAGAUUGUGGUGACUGGAUUGACGCUGUUUUACUGCAUGGUGCUCCGGUCGUCUAGCAUCACUUCCUUCUUUGCUGCUGCUUUCUCCCAACCAUCGAGGUGA
Molecule: messenger RNA, 675 nt
Organism: Penicilliopsis zonata CBS 506.65
Lineage: Eukaryota; Fungi; Ascomycota; Eurotiomycetes; Eurotiales; Aspergillaceae
Exons: 1
Coding region: 1-675 (224 amino acids)
Source: RefSeq, a predicted model, not a curated record